Bacidia gigantensis is the source of this 2667-nucleotide messenger RNA. RefSeq lists its product as uncharacterized. The record is from RefSeq and is a predicted model, not a curated record. The transcript is spliced from 3 exons. Lineage: Eukaryota; Fungi; Ascomycota; Lecanoromycetes; Lecanorales; Ramalinaceae. Bases 1 to 2667 code for a protein of 888 amino acids. Gene Ontology annotation, molecular function: protein binding.
AUGGACGGAGUCAGUACUGUCGCCAAUGUUGGGCAAAUUGCAGGUGGAUUGUUCAAGCUGAUAGAAAUUCUUCAUAAAAUACAGCAAGGAGGAAAGCAAAGGCUCCGUCUACUGACCAGUAUCAGCUCGCUAUGGACGGUGCUGACCUCAGUACAGUCGGCGCUGACUACCGAAGAUGAUGAUAUUGUGAAGGACUGCCCAGAAACCCUGAAGUCACUGUUCAACGACAAUGGGGAGUUCAGCCAAGCUACAAGGGUAUGGAAACAACUGGAAGAACGUCUCGAGCCGAAAGGGGGCUUGAGGGGAGUCAUUCAAGAUCUCAAAUGGCCUAUGACAAAACUUGACGUUGAGAGUUGGGUGUCGCAGCUGGAUCGACUGGCAAGCACGAUCAACUCUGCACUGACUUCCUCGACAUAUCUAGCAUUGCGCGAAGUACAAAAAGACACUAAGGCCUUAAAGGCGGCGACUUUCGAUCAAAACCUCGAAGCGUUACUAAGUUGGCUCUGCCAUUCUGACUUCUUCAAGCAACAGCAAAAGUUGAGCAGCCAAGUUCACGAGAAAACCGGGCAAUGGUUCUUGGAGACGUCAGAAUUCAAGUCGUGGAUCAAUGGCACCGACAAAACCCUUUGGUGCGACGGGAUCCCUGGAGCAGGAAAAACUUAUCUGACUUCUAUUGUGGUUGAACACCUGAGGAAAGUGCAACCAAACAUGGUCCUUGUCAUAUACUGUGGCUACAUGGAUCCUCAGGACCAGAAAAAGGGUAAUGUAUUAGCGGCGCUUAUCAGGCAGAUGAUACAGCUACAUCCGGCACUUGCAGAUGCCCUCAAAGAAAGAUACAAAGCGUACUCGAGUCAAGGCAGACGGUUCUCGACUGAAGAACUUCAUGAAAUCUUUCGAGCGCAACUUGCGCAAGUUGGGAAUACUUGUAUCAUCGUUGAUGCGCUUGACGACGUUGCUGAGGAAUACAUGCGGUACGAAAUUCUUGAUACGGUCAUCUGUAAAGACACAAACGUUAUGGUCACUUCUCGCCCUCUUGAAAUCAUCAAAGCUCUCUUCGACUUCGAUUGCUCAUGCGACAAAUGCCAGGAUGCCACACCCAGCUUGUACAGGUGCAGAAAUUGCAUGGACCAAUCAAAUACCUUAUGUGAGGCAUGCUAUGGCGACUUACCAGCGUGCGAGAAUGGUGGUCAUUCAAGGAAUAGAAUCUUUGGGGCAUAUCGACGAGAGAUCGUUGCCCCGGAUGCUGAUAUCCAUAAGUUUGUCCAAUGGCGCAUCAAUAGGUCCGAGACCUUGUCGAACAUUGUGAGAACGAGGAGCCAUCUACGGGAGAAGAUUGCCACUACCGUUGUCGAACGCGCUGGUGGAAUGUUUCUCCUCGCCAAGCUGCACAUGGACGCACUCACUCCGAAGCGGACUCCUCGUGCUGUGUGGAAGGCGUUGGAAAUACUACCUGACAGCAUCGACGACACAUACGAUCAAGCAAUUCGACGCAUCAGACCAUCCAAAGAAGACACAAAUGAGGAAGAUUCCAAGUAUGCUAUGCAUCUGCUAAUGUGGAUGACCUAUGCCCGACGACCUUUGACGACAGCAGAAAUGGAACAUGCUGUCACGACCUCUUACAGCAUCUGGAACGCGACAGAAGACGCAUCAUUGGUGUCGGAAAUCGAUGACAUCGAUGUUGAUGAAAUCCUUAGCGCAAGUGAGCUGACCUCGAUGUGCGCGGGGCUUGUGAUCAUCGACGCGAGCAACAAGGUUCUCUUUGUGCACUUCACGGCUCAGAAGUAUUUCCUGUCUCAUGCCGAGAAGCUUUUUCCAGAUGCUCAGCUAGCUAUUGCGCACUCUUGCUUGAACUACUUAUCUUUACAACCUUUGCCACAUGACAUAGAAUAUCUAGAGCGGAGACUGGAGACUUACGCACUUUUAAAAUACACUUGUAACCAUCUUGGUCGGCACGUUGCUCAGACCGAGGCAGAUGUAUUGACAGAAAUGGUAGUCGAAUGGCUGAAAGACCAGGCGCACGUCGACAUGGUGGCUCAGAUCUUACGGCUCUGCGGUACCGUAGGCGGAGAAAUGCCCCUGAUUUUUCAUCAAGGACUGCUACCACAACAUCUCGCAGCAUACUGGGGUCUUGAAGAUAUUAUUUUCAGGCUACUGCGAGACCAAGACUACUCAGCCAAUAGCCCAUAUCCGGGUCAUAGAUCUCCUCUGUCGCAUGCCGCUUGGAAUGGUGACGCAUCUACAGUAGGCUUGUUGUUGGAGGCUGGAGCAGAUCCGAAUUUAACGUCGAUGGACGGUAGCACUGCCUUACAUUUCGCCGUUCAGCGUGACGAACAAGCGGUUGCUGGACUUCUUCUCGGUCAUCCGGGGCUCAAUCUGGCCACUAAAGAUCGAACAGGUUUCACACCAUGGAUGUUGGCCGUGCUGUUAAGCCGCCACGCAAUGGUAGAAAUUUUUCUUCAACAACCUGGUUAUGACAAUAUGGCUGAGAGAUGUCGCGGCUGGACAGCGCAAGAUUACGCAAAGUUCAACCGUGAUGAUGAGAUGAUCGAAAUUCUAAGGCAACACUCUACAACAUCCACGAAACGUAAUCUAAGAGUAGAAGCAGCUUCGGCAGAUGAAGCUCCAAUUCAGCCUCGCGUAGAUGACUCUUCCGACCGAAAGAAAUGA